Neltuma alba is the source of this 897-nucleotide messenger RNA. Its product is annotated as xyloglucan endotransglucosylase/hydrolase protein 24-like. Gene Ontology annotation, cellular component: cell wall; apoplast. The record is from RefSeq and is a predicted model, not a curated record. The coding region runs from base 22 to 897 and encodes 291 amino acids. The transcript has 3 exons. Gene Ontology annotation, biological process: xyloglucan metabolic process; cell wall biogenesis. Lineage: Eukaryota; Viridiplantae; Streptophyta; Magnoliopsida; Fabales; Fabaceae. Gene Ontology annotation, molecular function: hydrolase activity, hydrolyzing O-glycosyl compounds; xyloglucan:xyloglucosyl transferase activity.
CAAGUCUUCUCGUUUGAUCCAAUGGCUUCUUCUCCUCCUCCUUCGUUAUUGCUUGGGAUUUUGCUGGUUUAUUCUCUGCUGCUGUCUGGUUCUGCUAAGGUUGUCUCUGCCGGGAACUUUUAUCAGGAUGUUGACAUAACAUGGGGAGAUGGCAGAGGUAAGAUCCUUAACAAUGGCCAAGUUCUUACUCUGUCUCUCGAUAAGGCCUCUGGCUCUGGGUUUCAGUCCAAGAAACAGUUCCUCUAUGGCAAAAUCGACAUGCAAAUCAAGCUCGUGCCUGGGAAUUCAGCUGGCACAGUCACAGCUUAUUACUUACGCUCUGAAGGAUCAUCUUGGGAUGAAAUAGACUUCGAGUUCUUGGGGAACUUAAGUGGUGAUCCUUAUAUAGUUCAUACGAAUGUGUAUACCCAGGGCAAAGGUGACAGAGAGCAACAGUUCUAUCUCUGGUUCGACCCAACUGCAAAUUUUCACACAUACUCCAUUCUUUGGAAUCCUCAACAUGUCGUAUUCUAUGUUGAUGGGAGGCCAAUAAGGGAGUUCAAGAACAUGGAAGGUGUGGGUGUGCCAUAUCCAAAGAACCAGGCUAUGAGAUUGUAUUCGAGUCUGUGGAAUGCAGAUGAUUGGGCUACCAGAGGAGGACUUGUGAAGACAGAUUGGUCCAAAGCUCCUUUCACUGCUUCUUACAGAAACUUCAAGGCGGAUGCUUGUGUGUGGUCUAAUGGCGUUUCUUCCUGCAGUUCAAAUUCUUCGGGUAAUGCCUGGCUAACUCAGCAGCUUGAUGCUAAUGAUCAGAGAAGGCUCAGGUGGGCGAAGAAGAAGCUGAUGAUCUAUAAUUAUUGUACUGACACAAAGCGAUUCCCUCAGGGCCUUCCUCUCGAGUGCACUGUCAAGUCAUAA